Xyrauchen texanus (razorback sucker) is the source of this 604-nucleotide messenger RNA. Its product is annotated as collagen alpha-1(XXV) chain-like. The record is from RefSeq and is a predicted model, not a curated record. The transcript has 2 exons. Lineage: Eukaryota; Metazoa; Chordata; Actinopteri; Cypriniformes; Catostomidae. The annotation marks the transcript as partial.
CAGACAAGCCGUGAAAUCAGUCACAGCUCACACACAAUCUCUCAGUGAAUGAGCGCGCACCGGGCCGUGGUGAGGACACGCGCACCGCUAUUUCCGACGUCGCUUUAAAAUAUUAUUGAGAUUAUUGAGAUUCUUAAAUCGAAAUAGUAGGAUACACAGGAACAGAAGCUCUUUCGUUCUCCUCCCGUCGCUACUGGUGAUUGCACAUAGUAGUAUACGGUCGAGAGAGAGAGAGUCAUGAGGGUUUCAGAAGCAAAUAAGGAGCCCCGGAGCCCGGCUAAAAUGGAGAGUGACACCGGCUCUGGCAAGCGGCGGCACUGUCUCAGAGCGAUCGUGGAUGCGAUACCGUUUGUGUUUUCUCUUGUGUCUUUUGCGUUUUGCUUUUUAUUGAGUGUUCAGACCGGUGAAAUUAAGGAUAGAGUCGUGGAUCUGGAGAGUGGAAGUGGCGCGCGCCUCUUUAGCCCGCUUCAUGGGCUCUCCAUGGAUCAAUUUAAUUCAAUGGUACAGGAGAGAGUGGAUGAGUUGCUGUCACAGCGUUCCUAUGAAAACUUGGCUAGAAUAAGGACUGUCCGUCAAGCCUCACCUGAAUGCAACUGUCCACCAG